Messenger RNA from Triticum urartu, 683 nucleotides. Lineage: Eukaryota; Viridiplantae; Streptophyta; Magnoliopsida; Poales; Poaceae. The record is from RefSeq and is a predicted model, not a curated record.
CCACCUCCCCUCCGCUGGUUUUUCCGUUGCGAUAGAACCAAUCCCUCGCUAGCCCUACCUCGUCUCCCGUCUCCAGUCGCAGCCGCCGCCGCACCCCAAUCCAACCCCGCCGCCGGCGAUCUCCUCGCCCCCCUGCGCCGCCGCCCCCAACCUUCUAUUCCUCUCCCAAGGGAAGGGAAGGGAAGGGAAGGGAGAGGGAGCGCCCAGAUCCACGGCGGCAUCAGCGCGCUGUCGUCGACCUGAUCCGCGUCCGUCCUCGAGGGAGGUCGGCCAUGGAGGUCCGACGCGGCCCAGCAGCAGCCAUGGACGGACGGAGACACCCCAAACCCUACCUGGGACGACGCCUCAACCUUCAAGGACGCGCGCCGGCGACCGCAGAUCUCCGGAUGACUGCCCCGGAUCUGGACGCACAACCUGCAGCUGCAGCAACAGUUGGACGACCGAACGCACGAGCCCUCCUUCCCUCCCUCAUGGCUCUGCUUCCUCCUACCCUGCCCCCUCACGUGGGCAUGCGGCGGACGUAUGACUGCUACCUGCACAAGCGGAUGGCCCUGCGAGCCGGACCAACCUCCAGCUGCUGUGGCGUACCACGGGCAGAUUUAUCCCAACGAGGUAUGCAUGAAACAAGGAGCCCAAAAAUUAAAUUAAAACAAAUCGACGCCAACAGCGAUGGGGGUGAGUAA